Molecule: messenger RNA, 1433 nt
Organism: Juglans regia (Persian walnut)
Lineage: Eukaryota; Viridiplantae; Streptophyta; Magnoliopsida; Fagales; Juglandaceae
Product: 2-hydroxyisoflavanone dehydratase-like
Exons: 2
Coding region: 177-1079 (300 amino acids)
Molecular function (GO): hydrolase activity
Source: RefSeq, a predicted model, not a curated record
CGAGUGUCACGUUCUCUUCACUGUGAAGCGUGAAAUUUGUACAAAAGCUAUUUUUAUUCCAUCUUAUAAAUGCCCUCCCUUCUCUUCAUUCAGCUCUGCCCCUUGCCAACAAGCAUUAACGAAGCCAACCUCUUCCGUUGAGAAGUGUAUAAAUCUUUGUCAUCCUCUUGUUUCAAAUGGGGUCGGUUGGCAAUGAAAUAACCCAUGAAUUUCGUUUCUUCCGGGUAUACAGAGAUGGUCGGAUCGAAAAAUUUAUCCCGACGCAUAAGAUCCCACCCUUCAACGACCCAAUUACUGGGGUCCAAUCCAAGGACGUAGUUAUUUCAAAUAAACCUCCCGUAUCCGCCCGGAUAUUCCUACCCCGGAUCAUUGACACUACGAGGAAACUUCCGGUACUCUUCUACAUCCAUGGCGGUGCCUUCUGCUUCGAGUCCGCCUUCUCUCCGAUGUACCACAAGCACGUUGCCUCCUUGGCUGCUAAAGCCAAUGCCAUUGCCGUCUCGGUUGAGUAUGGGCUUUUCCCGGAGCGGCCCCCACCCGCUUGUUAUGAGGACUCGUGGGCGGGGCUCCAAUGGAUCGCAUCUCAUGCGAAUGGAAACGGGCCGGAGCCAUGGUUGAAUGAACAUGCGGAUCUUAACCGGGUUUUCGUAGGUGGAGAUAGUGGGGGCGGGAACAUUUCUCACACGCUGGCCGUUCGGGUCGGAUCUAUAGGGCUACCGGGCUUGAAGGUUAUUGGGGCGAUUUUGGUGCACCCGUACUUUGGUGGCAUGGAGGAUGAUGAGAUGUGGUUGUAUAUGUUCCCAACGAGUGGUGGGUUGGAGGAUCCGAGGCUGAAACCGCCCGUAGAGGAUCUGAGUAGGCUGGGGUGCGAGAGGAUGCUGAUAUUUUUUGCUGAAAAUGACCAUUUGAGAGGCGUAGGCGGAUCCUAUUACGAGGAAUUGAAGAACAGCGGGUGGGGUGGGAGUGUGGAGGUUGUGGAGCAUCGAGGAGAGGAUCAUGUUUUCCAUCUUAUGAAGCCAGAUUCUGAAAAUGCCGUUGAUUUGCUCAACAAGUUUGCAUCCUUUAUCGUCCAAGUCUAAUUUGCAACAUGGAAACGAUGGAUCCCUCGGCAUAGAUUCCGUCAUGAUCCUACUACUACGUGUGUAUGCAGGACCGUGUUCGAAAGGUUGGCGUCCUAUCAUUUCAUGUCCACCUUCUUUAUCUGUUGGCCCUGAGCCUCCUUUCUCUUACCUUUACUCGUGAGCCGACUAUACUUUGGUUGCUAGGCCUCUCAGGAUAAGUUAAGCGCAGCACGAUGAGAAAUGUAAACCAUCCUUUCAUUGGUGAUUCUGUUCGCUCUAUACAGAUUAUGUGACAUUGCCUACAAUAAAAGGACAAUGAAUCACUCAAUGCCAUGUAAGAAGUGCACAGAUUGAAUUUGCUUUUGCGAUCCA